CUUCUUCUAAAAAAAAAUGAAGCUAUGGGGAACGAUAGGGGAAAGAUAGGGAAAGACCGGCAGUCAGAUCAGCUGCGCAGGCGAAAAUUCAUUAGUUGCAGCAAUAGUAGGCUAUCGAAUUACAAUCAAUUGGUUAAUUUCUUUCAGAAAGUUUUCAAACUCUGCUUCUACACGCUUUACCUAUUUAUUCCGGUCAUCAUUUUCACAUGCUAUUUUACUCUCCGACGACACUUCAAAAUGGCCCACUACACGGAUCGAAUCAGAAAAUUGCAGAAUAAAAUGUCGAAUGGACUCCUUUUACAGGUUACUCUUUCAAACGAGAUCUAUCUUAACCCCUUCAAUCCUUCAACACAUCGGAACAUGAAUUUGGGCCCAUCCUUAUCAUUUCAGAUAACUUUACAAAUAACCAUUUGUUUUAGGUUAUCCUACACUUUGUCGCUAUCGCACUACUUGCUUCUGUAG
This is a messenger RNA of Haemonchus placei, 462 nucleotides long. Lineage: Eukaryota; Metazoa; Nematoda; Chromadorea; Rhabditida; Trichostrongylidae. The record is from the annotation of a GenBank genome assembly.